Messenger RNA from Sphenostylis stenocarpa, 483 nucleotides. NCBI's taxonomy places the organism in Eukaryota, Viridiplantae, Streptophyta, Magnoliopsida, Fabales, Fabaceae. The record is from the annotation of a GenBank genome assembly.
AUGGAUAAGAAACUUGGGAUGUUAAAUGAAGUUAAGGAAUCAGAAGAAGUUAAGGAGGAUGGAGAAGAAGUUAGGGAAGGAGAAAAAGUUAAGAAUGAAGUUAAGGAAUCAGAAGAAGUUAAGGAUGAAGAAGAAGUUUUAAAUGGAGAAGAAGUUAAGGGUAAAGAAGAAAGUAUGGAUGGGGAAGAAGUUUUGGAUGCAGAAGGAGUUAAGGAGGGAGAAAUGAUUAUGGAUGGAGAAGAAGUUAAGGAAGGAGAAGAAAUUAGGGAUGAGGAAGAAAGUAAGGAUGGAGAAGAAGUUAUGGACGGAGAAGAUGUUAAGGAAGGCGAAGAAAUUAAGGAAGGAGAAGAAGUUAGGGAAAGAGAAGAAGUUUGGGAUGGAGAAGAAGUUAAGGAUGGAGAGGAAGUUUGGGAUGGAGGAGAAGUUUGGAAUGGAAGAGAAGAAUCGAAGUAUGGAGAAGAAAUUAAGGAAGAAGAAGUUUAG